AUGCAGCACCAGGUGGAGGUGGAUAUGGAGGACCAGCAGGAGGAGCAUUCUCCGCACCCGCAGGAGGUGGAUACGGAGGCCCUGCAGGAGGAAGCUACGCUGCCCCAGGUGGAGGUGGUAUUGGAGGACCCGCAGGCGGAAGCUAUGCUGCACCAGGUGGAGGUGGAUAUGGAGGGCCAGCAGGAGGAGCAUUCUCCGCACCCGCAGGAGGUGGAUACGGAGGCCCUGCAGGAGGAAGCUACGCUGCCCCAGGUGGAGGUGGUAUUGGAGGACCCGCAGGCGGAAGCUACGCUGCACCAGGUGGAGGUGGAUAUGGAGGACCAGCCGGAGGAGCAUUCUCUGCACCCGCAGGAGGUGGAUAUGGUGGUCCAGCUGGAGGAGGAUACGCUAAACCUGGUGGAGGAGGCUAUGCAGGAUCAUCUGGUUUAUCACUCUCUGCACCUGCAGGAGGUGGAUAUGGAGGUCCAAGUGGAGGAAGUUAUGCAGGAGCUCCUCCAGUCAACUCACCACCAUUACGCUGGUCCAGCCAACGAUGCCCCAGCUCCUGGCGGUUACGCUGCACCUUCUGGAGGUGGUUAUACCGGUCCAGCUCAAGAUGCCCCAGCUCCAUCAUAUUCUGGUCCUGCCCCCGGCGGAUACGCAGGAGCCCAACCUGGACCUGCCAACGAUGUCCCAGCCCCGUCCUACGGUGGACCCGCCCCUGGUGGACCAGCACCUGGAGGAUAUGCUGGAGCUCAACCUGGACCUGGAUCUGCCAACGACGUCCCAGCCCCAAGUUAUACUGGACCUGCUCCAGGUGGACCAGCACCCGGAGGAUAUGCUGGAGCUCAAGCUGGACCUGGACCUGCCAAUGACGUCCCAGCCUCAAGCUAUAGUGGAUCUGCUCCAGGUGGACCAGCACCCGGAGGAUAUGCUGGAGCUCAAGCUGGACCUGGACCUGCCAAUGACGUCCCAGCCUCAAGCUAUAGUGGAUCUGCUCCAGGUGGACCAGCUCCAGGAGGAUAUGCUGGAGCUCAAGCUGGACCCGGCCCUGCUAACGAUGUACCAGCCCCAUCCUACACUGGACCUGCUCCUGGUGGACCAGCUCCAGGAGGUUACGCAGGAGCUCAAGGACCCGAUGUUUCAGCCCCAUCCUAUGGCGGACCAGCCCCAGGUGGUCCUGCUCCAGGUGGUGACUUCUCUGGAACUCAGGUUGCUCCAGCCAAUGAUGUCGCUGUUGCAACCGGUCCAAGCGGCGGAGCAUAUGCGGGCCCACAAAGGAAGUACAAGCGACAUUAUCCAUGA
Necator americanus (New World hookworm) is the source of this 1284-nucleotide messenger RNA. RefSeq lists its product as uncharacterized. NCBI's taxonomy places the organism in Eukaryota, Metazoa, Nematoda, Chromadorea, Rhabditida, Ancylostomatidae. The transcript is spliced from 2 exons. The record is from RefSeq and is a predicted model, not a curated record. Bases 1 to 1284 code for a protein of 427 amino acids.